Marmota flaviventris (yellow-bellied marmot) is the source of this 1828-nucleotide messenger RNA. Its product is annotated as nuclear autoantigen Sp-100-like. Lineage: Eukaryota; Metazoa; Chordata; Mammalia; Rodentia; Sciuridae. Gene Ontology annotation, biological process: regulation of transcription by RNA polymerase II. The record is from RefSeq and is a predicted model, not a curated record. Gene Ontology annotation, cellular component: nucleus. Gene Ontology annotation, molecular function: DNA-binding transcription factor activity, RNA polymerase II-specific.
AUAAAAAAAUUCCACCACGACGACGUUCUUACUUUCAUUCUGCUCUGCGUGCUCCAGCUGAUUAGAACUGUCGCCCUGCGGAAGGCUGGGUCGGGAUCCAGGAGGAUCCCCGGACAUCAGAUGGUGGUUCCAUUCCAAGUUUUUUGAGGAAUCUCCAUAGUGCUCUCCAGAAUUUGCAGUUCCAUCAAGAAUGUUUAAGUGUACAUUUCCCCACACAUUCUUGCCGGAUGUUUGCAAUGGUCAAGAAUAAGGAGAUAUUUUGUGAUAUAUUUUUCAACCACUUCAAGAAAAAUAAAGUGGAGAUAGCAACUGCAAUAACAAAGCUGUUUCCUUUCCUAGAGGGCCUCAGAGACCGAUCCUUUAUCACCGAACAAAUCUAUGCUGAUUCUCAAGAAGCCUUUAGAAACUUGGUUCCUGUAGCCAGAGUGGUGUACCAUGUUCUUGGCCACCUUGAGAAGGUGUUUGAUUGGUCACUUCUACAAACCCUGUUCAGCAAAGUGAACCUGAAAGAGUACCCUGGCUUAAUACAGAUUUAUAAAACCUUUGAAAAUGUGUUCCAAGAAAAAUAUGUUUCCCUAAGAAGUGACCCGGAAGGAAGGCAACAAACGUCCAUCACUCAGCCAAGCCGUGAGCAAGGAACGGUUGAGAACACGUUUCUGCGAAGACUGACCUGGCCACAGCACUCAGAUCCCUCGUCUUACAAUGAAUGUCAUCUAGGAGCCAUCCUGUUUGGAACUAGAACUAGAACCUCAGAACCUGUCUGGGAUGUAAAGUCAAAGCGUAUAAAGACAGAACAGCCUAUCUGCAGCCCAGAGAAGGCUCUUGGAACUCAACAAGAAAAUUAUGACUGUGCCCAAGCAGUUGCUGGUGAAUUCAGUGCUCUCCCAAUGAAGAGAGAGGAAGGGUCAGAAGAGAAGCCCAGCCCCCUGCAGCGAGGUGGACAAGGGGCAAGGCGAUGCAGAUACGAGGAUCUGGUGCCCACUUCCCUUGUGAGUCCGGAGGACCAGCAGAAGGCAAGGACCAUGCAGAGCCAAGUGGACGAAAUCAUAGUUAUCAGCAGUGAGGACUCGCAAUCCAGUGACGAGGAAGAGCCCCAGGUGUCUCCUGCUCAGCACCAAGGUGCAGGAUUCAGGCGGGUGAGGAGGGCGCGGACCUCUGCCCCGGACUCCAGGAUCUUAGAGCUCCUGCUUGCUGGUGCACAUGGCUCGGAGGGCACUACCAGCCAGGGCCCUGCUAACCCUGGGCGCCCAUUCUUCACACUUGCCUCGGCUGGCCCUUUGGGAAACGUGGGAAGGCAGGGCGGUUCUCCCUGACUGCUGCCUUCACGUCUGAAUGUCCGCGUAGAGACAGGAUGUAUGUUUCUGUUUUACACCUUUUUCCUUCACGUGGUUGUACAUAUGAUAGUAUAACAAAAAUUACAUAAUUUGUCUUUGUCUCCAGUUCUUGAUCCAGAGUGGUAAAACCUCUGGAAUUUCCAGUGAGAAGAGCAUCUUUUAAAAAUCAAGCAUAUGAUUACAGGGUUAGAUCUUUCAGCCCCACUUCUCGACCUCUGGGGAGAAGAGAGGAAUGGAAGAUUGAGUGCAUCAACAAUGGCCAAUAAUAAAAUGUCAUGUCUGCACAAUGACAGCUCAGAAAAGCCCCUGAACAAUGGGGUUCAGGGGCUUCCUAGUUGGUGAAGUCACCGAUGUGCUGGGAGCUGAAGAGAGCACACACCUCUCCUUCCCCUGCCCCCCCCCCCCCCACUGUCUGCUACACACAUACCUUGCUCUACCAUUUGGCUGUUUCAGAGUUGUAUUCUUUAUAAUAAAGCCACAAUCACCUAAAACUC